CAUCUAUUUUGUAAUUUUUUCCCUGCUUAUGUUUAAGAGAAAAAAUAGGGAAAAACAGCUCAUCCCACAUGCCCAAAUAAACGCACAGCAAACUUCCCCCCUCUCCGCCCGCUUGCCCUCAAAGGUUGUUGUUUUUUGCUCUCUUCGCUCUUUCUUCCUCUUUUUGGUCUUCACUACGCUUUUUUUAAUAUCACUCGUUUUAUUUCUUUAGAACUAUCUCGUUCUUCUUAGUACUAAUCAACUUACUUUUCGAAUCACUAUGACUGACUCCAUCACUACUAACGGUCUUGACCGCGACACUCUGGUCUACAUGGCCAAGCUCGCCGAGCAGGCUGAGCGCUACGACGAGAUGGUCAAGUACAUGAAGGCCGUUGCCAAGCUUGGUGCUGAUCUGACCGUCGAGGAGCGCAACCUGCUGUCUGUUGCCUACAAGAACGUGAUCGGGUCCCGCCGUGCCUCGUGGCGCAUUGUGUCCUCUAUCGAGAACAAGGAGCACUCCCGGGAGAACCACGCCCAGGUCGAGCGGAUUAAGGGCUACCGCGCCGUCAUCGAGUCCGAGCUGCACGAGGUGUGCGAGGACAUCCUUGCCGUCCUUAAGGAGAACCUGCUGAAGACCGCUGUCGAGCCCGAGUCGAAGAUCUUCUACUACAAGAUGGAGGGUGACUACUACCGCUACCUUGCUGAGUUCCUCCAGGGUGACGAGCGCACUGCCGCCGCAAAGUCAGCCGAGAAGUCCUACAACGAGGCUUCGGAUGUCGCCAACAACGAGCUCGCCUCCACCCACCCCAUCCGUCUGGGCCUUGCCCUCAAUUUCUCGGUAUUCUACUACGAGAUCGCCAACUCGCCCGAGAAGGCCUGCAAGCUCGCCAAGGAUGCCUUUGACGAUGCCAUCGCUGAGCUCGACAACCUGUCGGAGGAGUCGUACAAGGAUUCGACUCUGAUCAUGCAGCUCCUGCGCGACAACCUGACCCUCUGGACUUCGGACCUUAAUGAGGAGGCUGCCCAGAACCAGGAGGCCGAGGCCGCCGCCCCCGCUGCCGAGGAGGCCAAGGAGGCUGCCGAGACCAAGGAUCAGGAGUAAACUUUUUUUACUAAAAAAUAUUCUAAAUUCUCAAGCUCUUUUUUUGCAACUCUAUCAUUCUAAAUGGUAGGGUUUUUUAUUUUCAUUUACUAUUCUACAAUUUAAAAAAUUUUGGCUGUCGAGGUUUA
Messenger RNA from Kickxella alabastrina, 1209 nucleotides. RefSeq names its product 14-3-3 family protein epsilon. The transcript is spliced from 4 exons. Gene Ontology annotation, cellular component: cytoplasm. Lineage: Eukaryota; Fungi; Kickxellomycota; Kickxellomycetes; Kickxellales; Kickxellaceae. Bases 260 to 1081 code for a protein of 273 amino acids. The record is from RefSeq and is a predicted model, not a curated record. Gene Ontology annotation, biological process: signal transduction.